This is a messenger RNA of Sardina pilchardus (European sardine), 474 nucleotides long. RefSeq names its product chemokine (C motif) ligand 32a, duplicate 1 (gene xcl32a.1). Gene Ontology annotation, molecular function: chemokine activity. Gene Ontology annotation, cellular component: extracellular region. The record is from RefSeq and is a predicted model, not a curated record. The transcript has 3 exons. The coding region runs from base 56 to 406 and encodes 116 amino acids. Lineage: Eukaryota; Metazoa; Chordata; Actinopteri; Clupeiformes; Clupeidae. Gene Ontology annotation, biological process: immune response.
GGGAAGCUUCUUUAACAUGAUGUCACACAUUUGAAAACAGGCGGCAAUCAUAGCAAUGAGGCCCCUCUCUCUUCUUCUGCCAUGUCUUGCAGUGCUCCUAAGCUAUGUCGCAAUGGGAGAAGCGAGCGGCCCGAUCAUCUCCUGCUGUCUGAAGACCAGCAGUACCCGAGUGCGGCUGCAGCUGCUGCAGUCCUACAGGCUUCAGAACAGUGCCAUGUGUCAGGGGCUGAGUGCAGUGAGUUUUAUUACUAUGAAAGGAGUCACCAUUUGUUCAGAUCCUUCAACGCCUUGGGCCAGAAAAGCCAUAUCUUUCCUUCAGAAAAAGCACAAGUCUCAAUCCCCGAACCAAGUCUCCAUGCCACAUGAUCCAACAAAGUUGGGACCAACCAAACUGGAUUCACACUGAUUGCCACCUUUUGGACACUGAAUUUGUGCGCUUCUGUUCACAUUAUGCACAUUUCUGGAGCACAAUUU